CUCGGCUGGUGUACCGUGGGCGUCCUUUCUCCACCAUUCCCGGAACCUCGCGAUGCUGCUGCGAACGCUUCAGCGCGCCUCGACCGUGCGUCUGGCGUCUACUGCACCGCUGCGCCCGAGCCUCGCCAGCGCGCAGACGACCGUGCGCUACAUCUUCUCGUCGUCGGCGACGAAGAAGGACCCGUACAACCUGCUCAACGUGCCUCGGACCGCGACGGCCAAGGACAUCAAGCUCGCCUACUUUCGCGAAGCUAAAAAGUGCCAUCCCGAUCUCAACCCAAACGACAAGCAAGCGGCCAACAAGUUUCGCGGCCUCACUGAAGCGUACGAGAUCCUGAGCGACCCGACACGGCGCGCCGAGCUCGACAGCGCCGGCAGUUCGUCGCGCUUUUGGCAGCAGACGUCGUCGCCGCCGCCACCGCACCAUGAAGAAGAGGUCUUUAGCUCCGUGCUGGGCGAUGCGACGAUCGUCAAGGACGCAUUCCAGCUGUAUGUGCGUGAUCUCCACGGCGAGUUUGUGUUUGCGCGCGAGUCGGCGGCGCGCGGCGAGUGGCGCAACGUGUGGCAGGUAGUCGUCGAGCGCAAGGGCCUCGUCUUUGGCGUGCUCAUGCCCAUUGCGCUCUUCGUGCGCUUCCCGGCGGUCAUCCCGUGGAUCGGCCGCGGCCUCGUGCUCGGUGGCGAGCUCCUCAUAGGGGCACUCGCCUACUCGCCGGCGUUGCGGCGGGCUUCGGGCUGGCUCUGGCGGCGCAUCGUCCAGCUCUCGCGCGACCGCAAGGCGCGCAAGCCCACGCCGCGGCAGUCGCGCCGACGCAAAUCUUAGAUACUCGUAUUCCCAUGACUCUAUAUCGUAUACCAUUUUUCGCGUUUG
Messenger RNA from Saprolegnia diclina VS20, 868 nucleotides. RefSeq lists its product as hypothetical. NCBI's taxonomy places the organism in Eukaryota, Oomycota, Saprolegniomycetes, Saprolegniales, Saprolegniaceae. The transcript has a single exon. The record is from RefSeq and is a predicted model, not a curated record. The coding region runs from base 53 to 820 and encodes 255 amino acids.